This is a messenger RNA of Plasmodium fragile, 1800 nucleotides long. Its product is annotated as phosphoenolpyruvate carboxykinase (ATP). The record is from RefSeq and is a predicted model, not a curated record. Gene Ontology annotation, cellular component: cytosol. Gene Ontology annotation, biological process: gluconeogenesis. The transcript has a single exon. Gene Ontology annotation, molecular function: ATP binding; phosphoenolpyruvate carboxykinase (ATP) activity. The coding region runs from base 1 to 1800 and encodes 599 amino acids. Lineage: Eukaryota; Apicomplexa; Aconoidasida; Haemosporida; Plasmodiidae.
AUGAUGGAUCACGUGGUUUCAAAGACGGUGGAAAAUACAUUGAGGAAGUCGAUAGACAAGUCAUCCGAUUACGACCUGGCAGAAAGAAUGGAGGAAAUGAAAAAGGUGAUAAUUGAGGAGGUACGUAGAAACUUGGUGUACAGUAAGCCUGAGGGACCAAUAAUGAGCUCAAAGGAUAUCCUAACCCUAAGUCAAGAACAGGAAAGUAAAUUUAAUGAAGAGGUGCAUGAGUUGGGAUUGCAUGUGAACAGAAUACAUCACAAUUCGACCCCAGCUUUUUUGUACGAAAUGGCAUUGAAGUAUGAGUCCAAUUCAUUUAUAACAAGCACAGGAGCGUUAUGUUGUAUUUCAGGAGAAAAAACAGGCAGGUCUCCAUCGGACAAGAGGAUUGUAAAGGAAAGUUCCUCAGAGGAACAUAUAUGGUGGGGAAAGGUAAACAUCCCCUUGAAGGAAAAAUCAUAUGAAAUAAACAAAGGCAGAGCAAUUGAUUACUUAAACUUGCAGCCAAACUUGUACGUAAUAGAUGCCUAUGCAGGCUGGGAUGAAAAGUGUAGAAUUAAAAUUAGAGUUAUCACUUCCAGAGCAUACCAUGCACUGUAUAUGUUAAAUAUGCUUAUCCCCCCCAAAAAUGUAGAAGAAAUACAAAAUUUUAUUCCAGACUUUAUUAUAUACAAUGCUGGUGAUUUUCCUUCGAACAGAUUAACGGACGGCAUGUCAAGCCAAACAUCUGUUAUAAUAAAUUUCGGUGCCAUGAAUAUGAUUAUAUUAGGAACACAAUAUGCUGGUGAAAUGAAAAAAGGAAUUUUAACUUUAUUUAUGUAUAAAAUGCCUUUGGAAGGAAAAUUACCUUUACAUUCAUCAUGCAAUAUAGGGAAGAAAAAUGAUGUGACUUUAUUCUUUGGUCUGUCCGGAACAGGAAAGACAACCCUAUCUGCUGAUGCCAAUAGGUAUCUCAUAGGAGACGAUGAACAUGUGUGGACAGACGAUGGAAUAUUUAACAUUGAAGGGGGAUGUUAUGCAAAAUGUAAAGGACUUUCAAAGAAACAAGAACCUGAAAUUUAUAAAGCUAUUAAAUUUGGUGCUAUACUUGAAAAUGUGGUUAUGGAUCCAGUCACCAGAGAAGUAGAUUAUAAUAAUUGUUCCAUAACAGAAAAUACGAGAUGUGCUUAUCCUCUAUCCUAUAUUGAAAAUGCAAAAAUUCCAGCCUAUGUAAAUACACAUCCUCAAAAUAUUAUUCUGCUGACAUGUGAUGCCUUUGGAGUUAUCCCUCCUCUUUCAAAAUUGAAUGUAUAUCAAAUGAUGUACCAUUUUGUUAGUGGAUAUACUAGUAAAAUGGCAGGUACAGAAAGUGACGUCUUGAAACCAACAGCUACCUUCUCUUCAUGCUAUGCUGCUCCUUUCUUGGCUCACCAUCCCAUGGUGUACGCACAAAUGCUAGCGGAGAAAUACCAAAAACAUAAGGCCAAUGUAUGGCUCUUAAAUACUGGCUGGAUUUAUGGCUCUUACGGUUCUAAGAAUGGACAACGCAUUCCGCUCAAGUACACGCGCAUGCUCGUAGACUGCAUACACGAGAAUAAGCUUAUUGAUAUUGAGUAUAAGCAGACCCCCAUUUUUAACUUUAGUAUUCCUGCACGUGUUGAUGGCAUUCCUGAAGGAGUUCUCGACCCCGUCCUUGGAUGGAAGGACAAGGAGGAUUACAUGAAAAACCUUCAAAAUUUGGCCAAGGAGUUUAUUAGCAAUUUUACCUUAUUCUCGGACAAGGCGGGCGCAGACAUCCUUUCUGGGGGACCCACCCUGUAG